CUGUGACCACUAGUAAGAAAGCCAAGGGAAACGUACCUCAUUAUUUGUCUAUCACUAUUAUGAUAGUUUGUGAAUUUAACCAGUUUAAUUGAAUAGUUUUUCCCCUUUCACCAAAUGGUAUUGAUAAGGCAGUCUCAUUGCUGUAGCUUUGCUGUCAGUGGACAGUGGCCACAGUGGACAGCAGGCUGUGGGGGUGUGUCCGCAUACUGGCACAGUGUCAUCACAAAAUCACCUACCCAGCAUCCCCGGCUUCUAACGGCAGUCAAAUUAAAACAUUUCAAAGGAGGAAAACUCAGCAUUAAAUGAGACACUUUAAGUUCCCAUGUGGGAAAAACCUGAUUAGGUAUCAGUGUUUAGGGACAGAAUGUACUGUGUCUUUGUCACCAAGUAAGGAUUCACAUUUUACACUGCCAUUAAACUCACUGGAGAUGUUGCAACCAUAAAAUGUAUAUAUUGACUGAAAAUACGUAUAUCUUUACUGUAAAAAUGUGAACAGGUACUUUCAUGUCCAGCCUAUGAUUGGUGGACUGUGGAACACUAUUCUGAACUGAUUUCUGUGAAUAUGGACUAGGUGACUUCUGGCUGGGAAUGAUUUCACCUUUUUGUAAGAAGUCUUUUUUCCAGAAACUUGAAUCUUUUGUGAGUUAGGAAGUAUCUUCUUGCCACUAUGUGUUCCUUCUGAUCUCCAUUACAUCCCUGAGCCAAAUCCAAUCUAAAGGCACUCAUGAAUGCUACAUUUUUUUGUAAUAAAUAUUUAAUUGACAAUAUAUUAUGGAAAUUAUAUAUAUUGUGGUAUGCUCACAUAAUGUUCAUGAGAGAAAAAAUCCUUUCCCAUAGACAAUCCCACACUUAGAAGUGUAAAAAAGUAGUUCAGUUAAUCUCAUAUUUCAUUAGAGAUGUUAUUUUAACAUAGGUGAAUCGUUUUUUUCAUUGGAACUAUUUCAUUUCAAUAAAAAGACUUGAUAUGGGACAUUUUCUCUAAUAGUUAAAUUACAUAAACAAAACCACAAUAACCCUGUUGUUCAUAGACCCUGUAAACUACAGAUGAUAAGUAUACCUGGAAAUAAAUAAAUGCAAUGAAAAGCAUUUCAUCUCAGAGGUACUGGUGGCUGUAUUACAUUGUCCAUAGUGAGCAGAAUGUCAUUUUAAAAUGAGUGUGCCAAAGCCCAAAACUUAAUGAGGCAUGUUGAGACAUGUUUUAUUACAAAUGUUUAUGAAAAACUAUAUUUUUAUAUAAUGAUUUUUUGUGACAAAUAUGAAAAAUGUUUAUGCUAGCUGCAUUUUUCAACAACAUGUUUCUUUUAUGGGAUAUAGAGGUGUGUUUUUCUGCCAACUGGGGGCAGCAGAGAGCUUUAAAAACAAGGAUUAGAGACAGUCAGUGUCACAUGACACUGAGGCCUGCUAGAGGAGACCAUCUCUUGGAAGACGGGGACAGCGCAGGAAGAACGUCUGUCAUGUCUCUAGUCCCAGCCCCCCUCAACACCGGACGGUUGGGCCCGGAGGCGCUCCUGAGAGAGAUCCACACCAAUCUGCUGGAGUGUAAAGUGUGCUUUGAGAAGUUCAGUGGGCAGCAGAGGGAGCGCAGGCCUCGGAACAUGCCCUGCGGUCAUGUGCUCUGCCUGGAGUGCCUCACCCUGCUCUCCCACCCCCAUCUGCACAAGCUGGAGUGCCCCUUCUGCAGGCAGCUGUGCAGCGUGUCCGACACCUCCGACUGCCUGCCCCUUUUCGACCUAUCGGAGCUGCUGGUGCGCGGUAGCCCCAGGCCGGCCGUCCCACACAGGGUGAGUGCAGGCACCGGUCGGGCUGGGGGGCUGGAGUACGGGGCUCUGCAGCUGCACUCUGCCUUCGGGGGCUGGGGGAACCUGGUGAACCCCACAGGGCUGGCUGUGUUCGGGUCGUCAGGGGCGGUGGCAGUGGUGCAUGACAGUGACAGGAGAGUAGCAGUCUUCAGUCCCCAGGGGAGGCGGCUGCACAAGUUUGGACAGAGAGGCCACGCCCCUGCUGAGAUCUGCCACCCUCUGGAUGUUGCAGUGGCACCCAGUGGGCACGUGAUCAUAGCAGACGCAGGCGACAGCUCUGUGAAGGUGUUCACCUCCAGGGGGCGCAGUGUGGUGACCAUCCGUGACUCCUUCAAACUGCCCUGGGGUGUGGAGGUGGAUGGAUGUGGGCACAUCUUGGUGACAGAUGCCCAGGCGGGCACAUUGUCAGAAGUGGUGGUGGACUAUGCCCGCUCCCUCACAGUGCUGAACCGAUUAGUCAGCACUGACCUGCAGUGCCCAAGGUCGGUGGCCUACUGUCGGGUAACUGGGAACGUUGCCGUGGUAGAGCACAUUGGAGGCUUGGCAGAAAGAGGAACUGGCAGUGAUUGUGCACAGGUCACAAUAUUCAACAGCGAGCUCACCCUCCUCAUGAAGAUUGACAGCUUCGGCCUAACGCUUGUUUCCCCAGUGAGGCUAUGCAUCUCUGCUGUGGCUUUUGACAGGGAGGGGCAUGUGAUUGUGGCAGAUGUGGGGCAGGGGAUGAUUUGGAGUUUGGGGAAGCCCCAGAAUCAUCCAGUACUGACCCCACUGGUCAGUCAUGGACUGGUACGUCCUGUGGGUCUUGUGGCCACUGCUCAAAACAUGUUGAUUGUCCUGGACAGUGGAGACCACUCAGUGAAGUUGUACAUGGCCAAUUCAGACCUCAGCAUAACAAAACAGUGAUACUGGUUCACAUACCUUUAACCAAUGAGAUUUCUUACAGGGUGCACUGUAACUAUCCUGAGUUCUUUUCAUUUAACUACGAGUAACAAAUUUACAAGACUAUACAACCUUUUAUUGAUUGCGUAACAGUUUGCAAAUCACUGAAAUGAAGGAAAUAUUUUUAGAGUUAAGUCAGCUUUGCUUAAAUUCCUUGCUGAGAGUAAAGUGCAUUUGGACAAAACAACAUAUCUACUAGAUUUAAAAUCCCCCAUUGAUUAUUUUUUUAAAUUUUAUUUUAUUCUUUUUUUUUUGGGGGGGGGGGGCAUUUUUUUAAAAAACGGAGUGUGUUCAUUACUGUUUCCCUCUGUGUCAUCCAUGGUAUUGAGAUCUUAUUUCUACUAUUUUACCAAAAUUUCAAACAAAUUAAAGAUGAAAUGUAACUACAUUUUACUAGACUGCCAUGUCAACGGUGGGAGGAUUGAUGCAAUAAAGAUGUGUGCUCUGUACAA
Messenger RNA from Anguilla rostrata (American eel), 3190 nucleotides. Its product is annotated as E3 ubiquitin-protein ligase NHLRC1-like. Gene Ontology annotation, biological process: negative regulation of translation; protein polyubiquitination; proteasome-mediated ubiquitin-dependent protein catabolic process. The transcript is spliced from 2 exons. NCBI's taxonomy places the organism in Eukaryota, Metazoa, Chordata, Actinopteri, Anguilliformes, Anguillidae. The record is from RefSeq and is a predicted model, not a curated record. Gene Ontology annotation, molecular function: ubiquitin protein ligase activity; protein binding; translation repressor activity. Bases 1263 to 2702 code for a protein of 479 amino acids.